AUGGCGCCAGUACUGAUUUCAGCCUUAGAAGCAGAUUACAUACUCAAAGGUAUCGAUGAUAACCUUCGUGCUGACGGGAGAGGACGUCUUGAUUACCGAGAAGUGAUAUUAGAGACUGGCCUUAUCACCCAGGCAAAUGGCAGUGCUAGGUGUAGGUUAGGAGAAGGAACUGACGUACUUGUUGGUGUGAGAGUUGACAUCGGUAAUGUGGAAGUCGAUGGAACUGAAGAAGAGGUAGCAAAUAUAAAGGCAAAGAGGGGAAGAGUAGUAUGUAAUGUAGAUUCUCCGAUUGCAUCACAACAAUUUGCAGGAAGGGGCGCCGAUGAUAUAAAUAAUGAGCUUACGCAGAUGAUGUCUCGUGUUUUAAAUGGUCCACAGGCUGGCUUAAAUCUCGAAAAAUUAUGUAUUAUUCCAGGAAAAGCUUGUUGGAUUGUCUACAUUGACGCUUUGGUACUAGAUUACGCCGGUAAUAUAGUGGAUACGAUGUUUAUGACCACACGAGCCGCUCUCUUUAACACUCAGGUUCCUAAAGCAAUUAUAAAUGAUCUCGGUGAUGGUGAAGUAGAAUUCGAUUUAUCGGAUGACGUAGAAGAAUGGGAAAGGAUCGAAGUGAUAAUCAAUUAUUCUUUGUCUUAUACGAAGAUUGGUUCUCGACAUAUUGUUGAUGCAACACCAUUAGAAGAACUCACCACCGAAGCGAAAUUGCACGUAAUGGUUAAUAGGAAUGGUAAAAUUUGCGGCAUGCAAAAAAGCGGGAGUGGAAGCAUUGAACAUAGCUUAUUGGGUGAAAUGAUUCAGGAAGCUAAAAAGUCCCGCCGUAUAAUCUUCAAGCGCGCUGAAAAGUACGUUAAGGAAUAUCGUGCAGCUGAACGCCAAGAAAUCCGCUUGCGUCGUCAAGCUAAAGCAUGUGGCAAUUUUUAUGUUCCUGCUCAACCAAAAUUGGCUUUUGUUAUUCGUAUCAAGGGGUCUGUCCGUGAACUUAUUUACAAACGUGGUUAUGCGAAAGUAAACAAGCAACGUAUCCCUAUAACCGACAAUGCUAUCAUUGAACAAAAUUUGGGGAAAUUUGGUAUUAUCUGCAUCGAAGAUUUGGUUCAUGAGAUUUACACUGUUGGUCCAAAUGUGA
Molecule: messenger RNA, 1126 nt
Organism: Racocetra fulgida
Lineage: Eukaryota; Fungi; Glomeromycota; Glomeromycetes; Diversisporales; Gigasporaceae
Source: the annotation of a GenBank genome assembly